AUGCUGGGCCCUAAGGUAGCCCGAGUCUUCCUCCGCAAGCGAAGAGGCGAGGCAGGGGAGGGCGACCAGCAGCCCUCCCAGAAGGAGAUCCUCAUCACCAACGAGACCAUCGAGUCUCUCCUCCACCUCCGUCAGGUCGACGCCGCCAACCAGCUCGGCAUCUCCCUCACGGCCCUCAAGAACGCCUGCAAGUACCUUGGCUUCGACGACUGGCCGACGGCGAGGAGCAACCUGAUGGCGGCUCAGCACGGGAGAUCAGGGGAGCUGCCGUCGCUGGUGUCAGGACCUGGGCAGGCAGGAGGGCCCCAUGAUGGGGGCUCGUCGUCUGUAAGGCCGCUUGUAGAGCGGAGGCCAGGGAAUGUUGAAUUGGCGGCGGCAGCGGCAGGGAGGCCAGAGGGAGGGGCGGCUGCGAGGAAUCAGGUGGUGAGGGGGAGUGGGCAGACAGCGCGGACGAUGUCAGAGGGAGACGUGGGAGGAGGGAGAGGGGAGAAGCGGAGGGUGCUUGCGGAGAGUCUCCCGGAGCUGAGGAGCCACGGGCUGGAGGAGCUGAUGCUGGACGCGCUGGAGCACGUGGCGGAUCUGUGA
Molecule: messenger RNA, 585 nt
Organism: Guillardia theta CCMP2712
Lineage: Eukaryota; Cryptophyceae; Pyrenomonadales; Geminigeraceae
Exons: 1
Coding region: 1-585 (194 amino acids)
Source: RefSeq, a predicted model, not a curated record